Molecule: messenger RNA, 1424 nt
Organism: Penaeus monodon (black tiger shrimp)
Lineage: Eukaryota; Metazoa; Arthropoda; Malacostraca; Decapoda; Penaeidae
Molecular function (GO): protein binding
Source: RefSeq, a predicted model, not a curated record
AUCCGGGGCCUGAUCUCCAACACCAACUACACCCUGAGCAUCUCGGGUGUGACGGGGGGCGGGGUCGGGCGCCCGACGAGGAUCCACGUCUACAUCCGCGCCAUCCUCUUCACGGGCGAGGACGCGCAGUCGUCCUUCCAGCUGAUGGUGAUCGUGGUGGCAGUGCUAGUGGCAGUGACGUGUUCCGUGGUGCUAGUGGUGUGCGUGAGGAUGUCUCGCCUCAGAAGGACGGCCGGAUACCCAACGCUACAGGGGAACGGCAGCUGCAGGUACGUGUCAGCGAACGGCGUGAAGACGGGCCCGGCGCCAGGAACGGCGGAGCAUGAGAGCGAGAUGAGCGCCUAUCAGCCCAUGCUCACCUCGCUGCCGCCCGCCGCCCGCAACCACCACCUCGACACGAAGGGCGGCCCAGGCCUGCAUGAUGACGGCAUCGUUGCCAACUGCCUCCACGAUGUCCAUACGAGUCAGGUAAAAGCGAUAACGCUUGGCAGGAUGAUCACACACCUUCCUAACACCGCUGACGUGGCGAGCACCGGCCUGUUCCCCGCGCGCGACGGAGCCUCCAAGACAGCACGCUCCUGCAGGGCGUCGCGGCGGCGGCCGACCCCAAGAGGAGCCUCGCCGACCCCAAGAGGGACCUCGCCGACCCCAAGAGGGACCUCGCCGACCCCAAGAGAGACCCCGCUGACCCCAGGAGGGAGCCGGCUGACCCCGAGAUCGCUCCUCCCAGAUCGAACGACGCCUAAAACUGACGGGUGAAGGAACGGGUUUAGAGAGUAGCUUAGGUUGGUGCAUCGGGACGAGGCCGCGCGCGGCGGAGGGAGAGGGACCGCGCGCGCCCCGUCGCGGCGCCGCUCCAUUUCCCUCUCUUUUCGUCCUCCGAGGCGCAAACCUCGUCCGGGGAGACGGGCUCGCUGCAGCCGCUCCCAAGGAACACCUCCAGACCGUCGCGUAUCAGGGUCGAGACGUCACGAGACCGGAGAGGAGGCCCGAGCUGAAACUCGCCCUCUCGACUUCCUCGUUAUCCGUGCGUCGACACUGCAUCCCCCUCCCCCCUUCUUGCAUGCGACGCGAGUGCCGGAGGGCCAUGCAGGCCUUAGCAUCGAUACGGGUUUGAGGGCUGGGCGCGGGCGUCGCGAGGCCGCCGCCUGACCUUGCAGAGAGGACUGUUCACAGGCAGGGAGAUCCCAGGGUAUAAAUCAUAGGUACUUGACACCUGUUCGCAUGUGUAGAGAGGUGCUUAUUCCUUUUCUCUUUUUUGUUUUGAUUUGUAAUUCCUUUUUCACAGUUGUUGUUUUUUAUACACAUGGUCCCCGUUAUCCAUUAAUGAUCGUUCGUGUCUGAGCACAUGUGUUUUAUCAUGUGGCUUGCGUGGAGACUGCCUUCGCUGAGGCGUCGGGAAGCGAGGAGGCAGGCAAUCCUCC